ACUGAUGAUGUGGUCUCAACUACCAAUGAAUUGGAAGAACUUGCAAUGCCCAGCUAUAACUAUUACUUUGUUAAAAAGCUUGUCUCUAUGGCUAUGGAUAGGCAUGACCAUGAAAAAGAAAUGGCUGCUGUCCUAUUAUCUGCACUAUAUGCUGAUGUGAUUGAUGCCCCUCAGGUUUACAGAGGCUAUAGUAAAUUGGUGGAAUCUGCUGAUGACUUGAUUGUGGACAUACCAGAUACAGUUGAUAUUCUUGCUUUGUUUAUAGCUCGAGCUGUUGUUGAUGACAUACUCCCUCCUGCAUUCCUUAACAAGCAAAGGGAGCUCUUACCUAAUAAUUCAAAGGGGGUGGAAGUCUUGGAAAGAGCUGAGAAAGGGUAUCUAGCAGCUCCUAUGCACGCUGAAGCUAUUGAGCGUCGCUGGAGGGUUGGCAAGAAAACAGUUGAGGAUGUGAAAGCAAGGAUAAACAACUUGUUGAUCGAGUAUGUAGCAAGUGGUGACAAGAAAGAGGCUUAUAGAUGCAUCAAGGAUUUGAAAGUUCCCUUCUUCCACCAUGAAAUAAUUAAACGAGCACUUGUUAUGGCAAUGGAAAAGCGGAAAGCUGAAGAUAGACUACUGGAUCUACUCAAGGAAGCAGCUGAAGAAGGCCUGAUAAACUCAAGUCAAAUUACAAAGGGAUUCGAUAGGAUGAUUGACACAGUAGACGAUUUGUCCCUUGACAUACCAGAUGCACAGAAGAUACUGAAGUCUUUAAUUUCUAAGGCUACAUCUGAUGGUUGGUUGUGCGCUUCAUCUUUGAGGUCAUUAUCAUUGGAGCCUAGAAAUAAAUCAUUGGAAGACAAUUUUACUAAAACUUUCAAGUUGAAGUGUCAAACAAUCAUUCAAGAAUAUUUCUUGACUGGUGAUAUCUCGGAGGUUUUUAGCUGUCUAGAAGCAGAAAAUAAGACUUCUUCAGGCGAACUGAAUUCUAUUUUUGUUAAAAGGUUGAUAACUUUAGCUAUGGAUCGGAAGAACAGGGAGAAAGAAAUGGCAUCUGUUUUGCUAUCAUCUUUAUUUUUUCCUGCAGAUGAUGUAGUAGAUGGGUUCGUGAUGUUGAUAGAAUCUGCAGAUGAUACCGUUCUAGAUAAUCCAGUUGUUGUUGAGGAUCUUGCUAUGUUUUUGGCUAGAGCAGUGGUGGAUGAAGCUUUAGCCCCACAACACCUGGAAGAGGUUGGGAGCCAAUUUUCAGGGAUAGACUCUGUUGGAGGCAAAGUGUUUCAAAUGGCAAAGUCAUUGCUAAAGGCUCGCCUUUCUGGAGAGCGCAUCUUAAGGUGUUGGGGUGGCGGUGGUGGUAGUACGCCAGGAUGGGCCAUUGACGACGUGAAACUCAAAAUAGCAAAGCUAUUAGAGGAAUAUGAAUCUGGAGGAGACAUUAGGGAAGCUUAUCGAUGCAUUAAGGAAUUAGGCAUGCCAUUUUUCCACCACGAGGUUGUAAAGAAAGCACUGGUGAUCGUUAUAGAGAAAAAGAAUGACAGACUUUGGGGUUUUCUUGCACAUUGUUUUGGCUCAGGGCUCAUAACCAUGAACCAGAUGACAAAGGGUUUCUCAAGGGUAGAAGAAUGUCUCGACGACUUGGCUCUCGACGUGCCUGAUGCCCGGAAGCAGUUUCUAGCAUACGUCGAGGAAGCAAAGGCUAUAGGAUGGUUGGAUUCAUCAUUUCAUUAUGGCAAUUCCACAAAUGGUAAAGAGAAUGGGGCCUGCCUAUGAUAAUGAGUUUCCAGGGAAAUUGAGUUGGGUUCGUUCUAGCUGUUCCCUGGUUUUGCAGACAAUAAGUUAAGAAAUC
This is a messenger RNA of Hibiscus syriacus, 1819 nucleotides long. RefSeq names its product MA3 DOMAIN-CONTAINING TRANSLATION REGULATORY FACTOR 2-like. The transcript is spliced from 2 exons. Gene Ontology annotation, biological process: negative regulation of DNA-templated transcription. The record is from RefSeq and is a predicted model, not a curated record. NCBI's taxonomy places the organism in Eukaryota, Viridiplantae, Streptophyta, Magnoliopsida, Malvales, Malvaceae. Bases 46 to 1743 code for a protein of 565 amino acids.